AUGGAGGAGCCGUGGAAUGCACAAAGAAGCGUUAUCGGCUCGAUAACGCGCGUCCUCGACAAUGUGAAGAAACUCGGGAAGAACAACUAUACUCCGGCGAUGUUGAAAAAUCGCAUGGCCAUUCUACAGGACUACUGGAAGGACUGUCAACGGUUGAAUGCGAAGAUCGAAACGACCGCUACCAAGGAGGAACGUAACAGCCAUGAGUACUUCGUCAACCAAAUGUUUCUUCGUGCAGAGGACAGCUAUAUCAACACGAGCGACUACUUAGCCUCUUGGAUAGAUAAGUUUACAAAAUCUCUUCCCACUAAUAAUGGCUCUGCCGAGGCUUCGGUAUCGGAGCAACCGCAUUUUGCAAUACAGUUACCUCGCAUUGUGUUGCCUAAAUUUUCCGGCGACUACACGGACUGGGAAAACUUCAAAGAUAUAUUCGAGUCACUCGUUGUAAAUAAUGAUAAUCUAAGUAACGUUCAACGAUUACAUUACUUAAAGGCUAGUUUAAUAGACGAUGCUAAACUAGUCCUAAAAAAU
Molecule: messenger RNA, 531 nt
Organism: Ceratina calcarata
Lineage: Eukaryota; Metazoa; Arthropoda; Insecta; Hymenoptera; Apidae
Exons: 1
Source: RefSeq, a predicted model, not a curated record